Messenger RNA from Alligator mississippiensis (American alligator), 2192 nucleotides. It is a transcript of the gene ABHD17A, whose product is annotated as abhydrolase domain containing 17A, depalmitoylase. The transcript has 5 exons. Bases 375 to 1289 code for a protein of 304 amino acids. The record is from RefSeq and is a predicted model, not a curated record. Gene Ontology annotation, biological process: protein depalmitoylation. NCBI's taxonomy places the organism in Eukaryota, Metazoa, Chordata, Crocodylia, Alligatoridae. Gene Ontology annotation, cellular component: plasma membrane; endosome membrane. Gene Ontology annotation, molecular function: palmitoyl-(protein) hydrolase activity.
GGCGGAGGCGGCGUCACUUCCCGCGCUGCCUCACAUCCGCCCGGCGCGGGGAGGCGGGAGCAGGCCGGGCCCGGCAGCCCGCAGCGCCGCCCGGCUCCGGCUCCGGCUCCGGCUCCGGCUCGGGCCCGUGAGCGCGGCCCGGGGGCGGGGCCCUGUGGAUAGGAAUGGACGGACAGACGGCUGCUUUGCCAGCCUUGCCCAGCAGCGCCACAGUGCAUACGAGAGCCCCGGCAGGCAGGUUUUGACAGCCGGCGUGGCGAGCAGAGCGGGACCGGGCCAAGCCGUACCUCCUGACUUUUCUGUGGUAGACGCGAACCACUGUGUGGAUUGGGUUUUUAAGUCACGAAAGACGUUGUGCCACAGCUGCUGUCACCAUGAAUGGGCUGUCGGUGAGCGAGCUGUGCUGCCUCUUCUGUUGCCCGCCCUGCCCCAGCCGGAUAGCAGCCAAGCUGGCCUUCCUGCCCCCAGAGCCCACCUACGCCAUUGUGCCCGAGCCAGAGCCUGCGGGCAGCACCAGCACCAGCUCGCUGAGGGGCAGCACGCCGGGGCGUUGGAAGCUGCACUUGACCGACCGGGCAGAUUUCCAGUAUGCCCAGCGGGAGCUGGACACCAUUGAGGUGUUUUUAACCAAGAGCAGCCGGGGGAACCGCGUCGGCUGCAUGUACAUCCGCUGUGUGCCGGGCGCCAGGUUCACGGUGCUCUUCUCCCAUGGCAAUGCUGUGGACCUAGGCCAGAUGAGCAGCUUCUACAUUGGGCUGGGCACGCGCAUCAAUUGCAAUAUCUUCUCCUAUGACUACUCGGGCUACGGCGUCAGCACGGGGAAACCCUCAGAGAAGAACCUUUAUGCUGAUAUCGAUGCUGCCUGGCAAGCGCUGAGAACACGGUACGGGAUCAGCCCGGAGAACAUCAUCCUGUAUGGACAGAGCAUUGGCACAGUGCCCACCGUGGACCUGGCCUCGCGCUACGAGUGUGCCGCCGUCGUGCUGCACUCGCCCCUCACCUCGGGCAUGAGGGUUGCCUUCCCGGACACUAAGAAGACCUACUGCUUUGACGCCUUCCCCAACAUCGAGAAGAUUUCGAAGAUCACCUCGCCUGUCCUCAUCAUCCACGGCACCGAGGACGAGGUCAUCGACUUCUCGCACGGGCUGGCGCUAUAUGAGCGCUGCCCCAAAGCAGUGGAGCCCCUGUGGGUGGAGGGUGCGGGACACAACGACAUUGAACUGUAUAGCCAGUACCUCGAGCGCUUGCGCAAGUUCAUCUCCCAGGAGCUGGCGAGCCAACGCAACUGAGCAGCCACCUCCGCCCCAUGCUGAGCCAGGCGGGAGGGCACCAGCUCCUGGAGGUGCCAUGAGCUCAGGCAGCCUCAGCUGUGGCCCACACCGAACUGAGUAGCUGGAGAGAAGCUGCAGGUCCUUGAAUGUACAUUGUGUGUCUCAUGACGUCUUGGGCAAGUCCCAUUUGAUACAAGCACAGCGCCCUUGCUGGACCUCCCCUGCAAACUGCAUCCUGCCAACAGGGGCGCUGCAUGGGAGCCUGGGGGACAGCAGCUGUAGAGGAGUUUUCCACCCCCAUGGGUGUCUUGGGGGGCGGGGAAAAAGGACAAGGACCCAUCCCUCCAACUCCUGCCCGAGUCGUCUCCUGAGCCUGCCCUGGAGCUGGCUGGGGGUUCCUGCAGCCUCAGCCCUCGGGGAAUCACCUCCAGCUCUGACCCCAUGGUGCAGCUGUUCUGACAAUAGCAAUAAGCACUGGGCAAGCUGCAGGUAAGAGAGCAGCACAUCCCUGGCAGGAUGCCUUGCCGCUGGCUCUGAUCACUGCAUGGUACAUACACACGCCUGCUCUGUCUUACCACCUAGUGCACCCGCCUAUGCAGCCAGAGUGGAAGCUGGGCCCUUAACAAGUGAAUCAAAUGCCAGUGGGAACUGUUGGAGGGAAGGCGGAGGAUUUGCUGAGUGGCAUUUGACAGCCUUGGCUGGAAGCUCCUGUGCCUAGCACGUGGCACCUGCUGUCCUGAGAGGGCAGGACGGGUGGGGCAAGGAGAUGGCACCAUCCCUGCUCUGUGCCCCAUUUUGUGUCUGCAGAGGACUCCCUGACAGCAGGUCACCCAAGGCAGCUCCUCUGGGUGGGCGGAUCUCAUGAGUCGUUUUGAAAACAGAAAAACCAAGAGGAAUAAAGGUUUAAGAUGUAAACUUUUA